This is a messenger RNA of Blastomyces dermatitidis ER-3, 183 nucleotides long. RefSeq lists its product as uncharacterized. The transcript has 2 exons. NCBI's taxonomy places the organism in Eukaryota, Fungi, Ascomycota, Eurotiomycetes, Onygenales, Ajellomycetaceae. Bases 1 to 183 code for a protein of 60 amino acids. The record is from RefSeq and is a predicted model, not a curated record.
AUGUCAUCUCUCUUCAAAUAUUCUGCGGUUCUGCGGAUCAUCAAGGCGCGUGAGCGCUGUCACAGAUUGAAGAGAGAGAAGAAGAAGGCAUUUAAGCAAGAAGAGACAGAUCACAAGACAUAUUAUAAUGCCUUGAAGAGGCUCUAUGAGGAGAAGGAGAAGAAGAAGAAGAAUAAGAAGUGA